ACUCACUGGGCGAAAGGAGGGAGGGAGAGAGGCAUACAGAGAGAGAGAGAGAGAGAGAGAAGACCAGCAGAAGAGGCUGUUAGACUGCGCUCCACCUCAGCAGCUAGCUUUGGCUAUCGUCUGUGACCGUGUUUUUCCUCCGCUGGUUUGCCUAAUUUAUUCAAGCCGGGGCCAGAGGAGAGGAGGAAGAAGGAGAUUGUGACUGUGCUUAAGGGAAUGCAGAGAGACUUAGGCCUCAACUGCUGGAUGGACAAGCACUGACAAAACAAGGGAGAGAAAGAGAGAGAAAAAGAGAGAGAAGAGGGGAGACUCGCAUUCUGUUUAAGGGAUAGUAGAGAGUCUUUUCCUCCUUUUCUCAACUGUGUUUUCACUGUGUUUGUUCUGGUGGUUUGAACUAUUGAAGCCACAGAUAUAUGGGAGCAAGAGAGGAACAAGAAACAGAUGCUGCUUCACAACAGACAGAGCAAGGGGACGUCACUGCACUUUGAACUUUCCCAGACUAGCAGGACCAGAAGGAGCUAUUUAUCAUUUCUGUGUUUUAAAUAGCAAGCCUAUAUUCAGUCUGCCUAUAGAUUCAACCUGCUUAUAGAUUCAGUCUGACUAUAGAUUCAGUCUGCGUUAGAUUCAGUCUGCCUAUAGAUUCAAUCUGCCUAUAGAUUCAGUCUGCCUAUAGAUUCAGUCUGCCUAUAGAUUCAGUCUGCGUUAGAUUCAGUCUGCCUAUAGAUUCAAUCUGCCCAUAGAUUCAGUCUGCCUAUAGAUUCAGUCUGCGUUAGAUUCAGUCUGCCUAUAGAUUCAGUCUGCCUAUAGAUUCAGUCUGCAUUAGAUUCAGUCUGUCUAUAGAUUCAGUCUGCCUAUAGAUUCAUUCUGCCUAUAGAUUCAAUCUGCUUAUAGAUUCAGUCUGCCUAUAGAUUCAGUCUGCCUAUAGAUUCAGUCUGCAUUAAAUUCAGUCUGUUUAUAGAUUCAGUCCGCAUUAGAUUCAGUUUGUCUAUAGAUUCAGUCUGCAUUAAAUUCAGUCUGUUUAUAGAUUCAGUCUACAUUAGAUUCAGUUUGUCUAUAGAUUCAGUCAGCCUAUAUUCAGUCUGCCUAUAGAUUCAAUCUGCGUUAGAUUCAGUCUGCCUAUAGAUUCAGUCUGCCUAUAGAUGCAGUCUGCCUAUAGAUUCAGUCUGCCUAUAGAUUUAGUCUGCGUUAGAUUCAGUCUGCGUUAGAUUCAGUCUGCCUAUAGAUUCAGUCUGCAUUAAAUUCAGUCUGUUUAUAGAUUCAGUCCGCAUUAGAUUCAGUAUGUCUAUAGAUUCAGUCUGCCUAUAGAUUCAAUCUGCGUUAGAUUCAUUCUGCCUAUAGAGUCAGUCUGCCUAUAGCUUCAGUCUGCCUAUAGAUUCAGUCUGCCUAUAGAUUCAAUCUGCGUUAGAUUCCGUCUGCCUAUAGAUUCAGUCUGCCUAUAGAUUCAGUCUGCCGUUAGAUUCAGUAUGCGUUAGAUUCAGUCUGUCUAUAGAUUCAGCCUGCAUUAGGUUCAGUCUGCCUAUAUUCAGUCUGCCUAUAGAUUCAGUCUGCAUUAGAUUCAGUCUGCCUAUAGAUUCUGUCUGCGUUAGACUCAGUCUGCCUAUAGAUUCAGUCUGCCUAUAGAUUCUGUCUGCGUUAGACUCAGUCUGCCUAUAGAUUCAGUCUGCCUAUAGAUUCAGUCUGGUUGUUCUCUGGAUUUGUCUAUCGUCUCUGAGUAUUGGCUGUCUGGGGAGAUAGGAUAGUUCUGCCCAGCUAGUGAAACCAAAAGUGCUGUUUAUACAAGUUUGUGAGGGUGUGGGCAUUUGUAAACUGUUAACCCAACAUAUACUACUAGCAACAGACCAAAGACAAAGUAACUCAACCUUCUAAUGGGGGUUGAAUGACAGCAAUCCAUUUCUAACAUUCUCUGAAUAUCUGCUUGUAUCAGAAAUUCUUGACAGAAAUUAGUUCUGUGUUUCUAACUGCUGAGCUAAAACUGUGCUUCUGCUUGUUAGAUUGAUAGAUGGCACUUUCUACACAGCCCAGAACUGGUCUGACUAGUUUGUAAGUAGUAAAGUAAUCCUACGGAAGAGUUUUUUUUUUUCUUCUCUGGGAGGGUCAGAGAGAGAGAGAGAGAGGGAUAGAGAGAGAGAGAGAGAGAGAGAGAGAGCGAUAAUGAGAGAGGGAUAGAGGGAGAGACAGACAGAGAGAGAGAAAGAGACAGAGAAACAGAGAGAGAGGGAGAGCCUAAGCCUCUAAGUGUAAUGUAUUGUUUUCUGUGAAAGGGCAGGCUGCACCCUUUUCCCCCUCCUGAACUCUGAACCGCUUGUUGUGUCAGAACUUUUAGGAGGAGUCAUUGACUUGGGUCACAGGAAAGACAGGGGAGAGAAGGAGAAGAAAAGGAGAGCGACGGUAGAGAAGUAGAGCAGUGAGAAGGACCUCCGGGUCAUUUCACAGAGACAGAAGGGGAAAGAGGUCAACUCUAUUACUUUUCCUGGAAGUGAACUCAAAAACGUAUUUAGUAUGAUUAGAAACUAAAGUGUUGUAGCUGAAGAUUUUCACAGAAAAGAGUAGAGCACUUGGUGAGUAGACAGGCGUGUGUAAGAGAGAGUGUGUGUGUCGGCCGUUUAGCUCAGAUAUGGCCAUGGUGAGCGGGGGAUGGGGCAAUCCUAACCGUGAGACCAACGGAUUGGGUGGGGAGAAGGCUUAUCUGCGUGGGGAUGAGGAGGGCUCGCCCCAGGCCGGUAGUGAUGUGGAGGUGGGAGACGAAGACAAGGCGUGCGUGGUGGACUGUGUGGUGUGUGGGGACAAGUCCAGUGGUAAACACUACGGCGUAUUCACCUGCGAGGGCUGUAAGAGCUUCUUCAAGAGGAGCAUCAGAAGGAACCUCAGCUACUCCUGCAGGUCGAAUCGAGAAUGCCAGAUAGACCAGCAUCACCGCAACCAGUGCCAAUACUGCCGGCUGAAGAAAUGCUUCCGUGUUGGCAUGCGCAAAGAAGUCCAGCGUGGACGCAUCCCUCCAUCCCACUCAGGCAUCAGUCCCACUUCUUUGGUCGGCGGAGGUGGUGGUACUGGGGCCGGGCCAGUAGGGGGCGAAUUCUUCAACGGCCAGCCUGUGUCUGAGCUCAUCUCCCAGCUGCUCCGUGCCGAACCGUACCCCAGCAGCCGCUACGGUCCCCAGUACGGCCAGCAGAUGCAAGGUGCUGGAGGAGGCUCCGUCAUGGGCAUUGACAACAUCUGUGAGCUGGCGGCACGCCUCCUCUUCAGCACCAUUGAGUGGGCCAGGAACAUCCCCUACUUCCCUGAGCUGCCCGUCUCUGAGCAGGUGGCUCUGCUGAGACUGAGCUGGAGUGAGCUUUUCAUCCUGAACGCAGCCCAGUCCGCCCUGCCGCUACACAUGGCCCCACUGCUGGCCGCUGCUGGCUUCCACUCCUCGCCCAUGUCAGCAGAGAGGGUUGUGUCCUUCAUGGACCAGGUGAGGGUGUUCCAGGACCAGGUGGAUAAGCUGACCCGGCUUCAGGUGGACUCGGCAGAGUACAGCUGCCUCAAGGCCAUCGCCCUCUUGUCUCCAGAUGCAUGUGGUCUGACAGACCCCGUCCACGUAGAGUCUCUGCAGGAGAAGGCCCAAGUGGCUCUGAUGGAGUACGAGAGGAUGCAGUACCCGGGUCAGCCCCAGCGCUUCGGUCGUCUGCUCCUCCGCCUGCCUGCCCUCAGGGCCGUGCCCGCCAACCUCAUCUCCCAGCUCUUUUUUAUGCGCCUGGUGGGCAAGACCCCCAUCGAGACCCUCAUCAGGGACAUGCAACUCUCUGGGAGCUCCAUUAGCUGGCCCUACGUCCCUGGGCAGUGAGAACAGGAGCCUGGGACCCACAGGACCCUGGAGGAACCUGGAACCUAGAAUGGGAUGGAGAGGGAUUAGCCACUGAUGUCAUAAAUGUCUAAAUUCUUGAGGAUUUAGUAGAGGAGGACUAUAUUGCUACUCACUCACACAGAGUCACACACUGAGCUUCCAGUGAAUGGAGCUGGAAUCAAACCAUUGGUAGUUUAGCUGUCCCGUGUAUUCCAAGGAAAUUAUACAUUUGUCUUGGAAUAUAUUUCCUGAUCUGUAUCAUGACCUCUCUACAUGACCUGUCUGAAACACAGAACAGGGCUCUGAAACAUAGAACAGGGCUCUGAAACACAGAACAGGGCUCUGGAAAACAGAACAGGGCUCUGAAACACAGAAGAGGACUUUGGAACACAGAACAGGACUCUGGAACACAGAACAGGGCUCUGGAACACAGAAAAAGGGCUCUGGAACACAGAACAGGGUUCUAGAACACAGAACAGGGCUCUGAAACACAGAACAGGACUCUGGAACACAGAACAGGGCUCUGGAACACAGAACAGGGCUCUGGAACACAGAACAGGGUUCUAGAACACAGAACAGGGCUCUGAAACACAGAACAGGGCUCUGAAACACAGAACAGGGCUCUGGAACACAGAAAAGGGUUCUAGAACACAGAACAGGGCUCUGGAACACAGAACAGGGCUCUGAAACACAGAACAGGGCUCUGGAACACAGAACAGGGCUCCGGAACACAGAACAGGGCUCCGGAACACAGAACAGGGCUCUGGAACACAGAACAGGGCUCCGGAACACGGAACAAGGCGCCGGACCACAGAACAGGGCUCCGGAACACAGAACAGGGCUGCGGAACACAGAACAGGGCUCCGGAACACAGAACAGGGCCCCCGGAACACAGAACAGGGCUCUGAAACACAGACUGUAACUAAAGGCCCACUGCCACUACUACCUCCAUCCCCAUGGCGCCCAACGUGACCCUGACCCCAGGCUCUGUGUGGCUCUCUGGCUGCUGUGUUAGGCCCCUGGGUCUCAUAUGGGCCCCUAUUCCCCUUAGCUACAGUGCGUAGGGCUCUGGUACUCAAACGUAGUGCACUGUAAAGGGAAUAGGGUGCCAUUUGAGACUCAGCCACAGGGAUUAUGAUGCCACAGCCACGCCACAUACUGCCAUUGUAUUGUGUUUUGUCCUGAGCCCUCUAUUCAUGUAAAUCGUUGAGUUUGAUUUACAUUCAUGUUGAUCUUAUAGUGGAAAAUGUAAUGUGUACAUUAUGCAUAUGUGGUCAUGUAAAUCUCUGAAUGUUAUGCAAAUAGCGGGCUCUCUUCAUAGUAUAAGCAAUAGCAUACAUGCUACAGUACAUGCUAUGGUGCCGAACACUUGCACAAGCUAGCAGAGGUGAAUGUAUAUGAUAGAUAACCCCUCACACGCAUCCUGAGUCACAACGAGUCACCCCUGUCUUAUACAUUGUUACCUCAAGUUUUAUACCAAUGACAGAGAUUGUAUAGUGGAUUGUCUGAUAAUAGAACCCAUGCAUUCUUAAACAGAACUAAGAACCCUCCAUGAUGUGAUCGAUGACAAACACAAAGGGAUCAAAGCAUCGUACACACCAGCAUUAUGUCAUUAGCCUGAAAGUAAACUAACUGUAGGGUCGACCCUUGUCAUUAGGCCUAUUGGAAGGCUAGGUGGAGCCAUGACCUUACUGCUUAGACCUGAAGGGUAGGGGGCUAGGGGAAGUGGAUGCUUUCAGAUCAGACAUUUCAUGUGAUCGUCAUACAAUGUAACUAAAGGUACUGACCCCUUUAAGGACUAAAGGGUAUGCUGUGUAUUAACAGUAACACUAUGGUACAGUGCACAAGGCUAUGUGCAUACUCUUAGUGAUAUUGGCCUGGACUGCAAUUUGAUGUGACCAUGCUUUUUUGUUUUUGCCAAAUGACUUACUCAGAGUGGACAUAUGAAUACUGAAAUCAAAGAAUCUGUUUUACUCUGAUGGGAUUUUGACUAGCGACUUCAUUGUGUAGUUCUACAUAAGAAUCAUGUUUUUAUUGCGAUGUCAAACCAAAAUGUAAAGAAAAUUGCUACUGCUGACCAUGGAUAUUUUUGCAUAACUAGAAAUAAAGUCUAAGUACUCUUA
Salmo salar (Atlantic salmon) is the source of this 5946-nucleotide messenger RNA. RefSeq names its product nuclear receptor subfamily 2, group F, member 6b (gene nr2f6b). Gene Ontology annotation, biological process: regulation of DNA-templated transcription. The record is from RefSeq and is a predicted model, not a curated record. NCBI's taxonomy places the organism in Eukaryota, Metazoa, Chordata, Actinopteri, Salmoniformes, Salmonidae. Gene Ontology annotation, molecular function: zinc ion binding; DNA-binding transcription factor activity; sequence-specific DNA binding.